This is a messenger RNA of Diospyros lotus (date-plum), 876 nucleotides long. RefSeq names its product 40S ribosomal protein S17. The record is from RefSeq and is a predicted model, not a curated record. Gene Ontology annotation, biological process: translation. Gene Ontology annotation, molecular function: structural constituent of ribosome. Lineage: Eukaryota; Viridiplantae; Streptophyta; Magnoliopsida; Ericales; Ebenaceae. The transcript is spliced from 2 exons. Bases 170 to 595 code for a protein of 141 amino acids. Gene Ontology annotation, cellular component: ribosome.
UCCAUUAAUUGAGCCCUAAAUGGAGGAAACCCUAAUAGACCCAACCCCAAACCCUCUCCUAUAUUUCUCUGCACUGCGCCCUUCGCUUUUAAGCUGCCGCAGUGUCUUCUCAAUUUGGAGUUCUUCCUUUCUCAUCGCCUCGAAAGCGUCUUAUUAGGAGCUUGCAAAUAUGGGUCGUGUGCGCACGAAGACUGUGAAAAAGUCCUCCCGACAGGUGAUCGAGAGGUAUUACUCCAAGAUGACCUUGGAUUUCCACACAAACAAGAAGAUAUUGGAGGAGGUUGCUAUAAUCCCCUCCAAGCGUCUCCGAAACAAGAUUGCUGGCUUCUCCACUCAUCUCAUGAAAAGAAUCCAGAAAGGUUCUGUUCGUGGAAUCUCGUUGAAACUGCAAGAAGAGGAGCGCGAGCGGCGCAUGGACUUCGUGCCUGAUGAGUCUGCCAUCAAAACUGAUGUUAUUGAGGUUGACAAGGAGACCAUUGACAUGCUUUCUGCCCUUGGCAUGGGCGACCUCCCUGGGGUUGUCAAAUCAACCGUUGAACCACAAUCUUUACCUCCUGUUGCUUCUUUUGGUCGCGGUGGACCGAGGAGGUACUAGGUUUUCAGCACUUGAUAGCUAUUUCAAAUGCAGGGUUUGUAGUUAGGCGACUUUGACUUUAUAUUUUGUGGCCAGGACGGACCUUCUUGUUUUGUUAUUGAUUUUGAGUUUUAGUGUCUGGUGAUGGGAUAAAAGAGUGGCAAGUGGUUUGAUAGAAAAGGACCCAUACGAUCUUCAAGUCUUUUUUUUUUUUUGGGUAUUUAAUGUCAUGAAUUAGAUGUUGCUAGACUAAAAUACAGGUCUCUCUGAAGUUCUGGAAAAAUAAUGCUUUAAAGCUUCUA